This is a messenger RNA of Lotus japonicus, 5101 nucleotides long. RefSeq names its product putative phospholipid-transporting ATPase 9. Gene Ontology annotation, molecular function: ATP binding; magnesium ion binding; ATP hydrolysis activity. Gene Ontology annotation, cellular component: plasma membrane. Gene Ontology annotation, biological process: phospholipid translocation. The record is from RefSeq and is a predicted model, not a curated record. The transcript has 11 exons. Lineage: Eukaryota; Viridiplantae; Streptophyta; Magnoliopsida; Fabales; Fabaceae. Bases 1192 to 4776 code for a protein of 1194 amino acids.
AUAUGUUUGAUUUGACCAAUAAUUAAUAAAAUCUUAUCAUUUCUUCGAUUAACCCAAAUUACUAUUAUGGGUUCUUCAUCGUAUUAAUUAGCUGUGAUUGUGAACCUUCUCUUCUCUCAAGAGAGAGAGAGAGAGAGACUUCUCUGACGCCAUUGACAACAAGCUCCAUAGCUUUCCCGCGAAAUAGAGAGAAAAACAGAGACACAAAAAAAUAACAACAACAUAAACAUAAACAAAAAUAAACAUUAAACAAAACAGAAAACUCUCUGUUUCGAGAAGACAGUCCCUGUUUUCUCUCUGUUCUUGCAUCUGCAUCUGCAAUCUUCUCAUACUUUAUUUCUUUUUUUUGCAUGAAAAAUCAACCUUGACAAAUUCCAAUUUUUCAUUUUUUGAUAAAAUUUUGACACCCCAUUUUGUAAUACCAUGUGGGUUGUGUGAAAGUAGCAAAAUUUCUUGAGUUUGGUUGGUGCAAUGCGCGUUCAAAGCAAAGGCUCUAUAAGGGUCAAAAUGCAAGAUCUAGGACAAGUCUUUGUUCAACCCUUUCACCUUCUUCUUGUUCUUCUUCCUGUUUCUCUUGUAAACAGGGUGAAUUUUCAUCACUCUUUGUUGUUUGCUUCCUCGAACAUUCUGUUUCCUAGUUGAUGAUUCCAUUGACCGGUUUUGUAGGCUCAGUUGAACGUGUCUGUUUCUGGGUUUUUGGUCUUUUUCAAAUUUCAACCAACACGUUUGUUUUCUCCUAAGUUCCAACAGUAUAUAGAGAUUUGAUAUAGAGAUUUGAUUGCAGGCUUCAACAUAUAUAUAUAUUUCUGUUGUUAUUUUGUUGUGUCAGCCAGCCUGCAUCAUCAUAAUCAUAAGAAUCAUAACCUUUCCCUCACACUCUCCUUGUUUCUCUGACAUUCCUUUGUUGUUUGUUUCUGGGUCUUUGACCCUUUUCUGGUUUGCACCCUUGUUGCUUCCAUAGUAUGAUUUUCAUGUGUCUGUGACAAAAGGGUUUCUUCUGAGCUUACUGGGGUGGUCAAAUUGUGGUGUGUUUGGUGGUUGUGCAUUGGAGACUGUGAUCUUGAAACUUGAAGUUGAAACUGAGCUUAGGUGGUGGUUUUGUUGGCAGUUUGUGUGGUGGGAGGAGCAAUUAGUUUCAUCUCAGUGGCUCUUUCUUUGUGCUUUUUUGGGGGGUGAAAGGGUAGGGAAAGAAUGAGGGGUGAAAGGAGGAAGAGGCUGCAUUUUAGUAAGAUCUACUCAUUUGCUUGUGGGAGAGCUUCAUUCAAAGGAGAUCAUUCACAGAUUGGAGGGCGUGGAUAUUCAAGGGUGGUGUUCUGCAAUGAACCAGAGAACUUUGAAGUUGGGAUUAAGAACUAUGCAGAUAAUUCUGUGACUUCCACAAAAUAUAAUAUUGCUACUUUCUUGCCAAAAUCACUGUUUGAGCAGUUUAGGAGGGUUGCUAACUUCUAUUUCUUGGUGACUGGAAUCUUGGCUUUCACAAAGCUUGCUCCUUAUACUGCUGUCAGUGCUAUCCUUCCUCUGAUUAUUAUUAUUGCUGCAACUAUGGUCAAAGAGGGUAUUGAAGAUUGGCGCCGGAAAAAGCAGGAUAUGGAGGUGAACAAUAGAAAAGUUAAAGUUCAUAAAGGGCAUGGAACUUUCGAAUAUACUGAAUGGAAGAAUCUGAAAGUGGGGCAUAUAGUAAAGAUAAUGAAGGACGAAUUUUUCCCUGCAGACCUCCUUCUUCUUUCAUCUAGCUAUGAAGAUUCAAUUUCCUAUGUUGAGACCAUGAACUUGGAUGGAGAGACAAAUUUGAAGUUAAAACAAGGGUUGGAAGUAACUUCUGCCUUACAUGAGGAUUCCGAGUUUAGUGAUUUCAAAGCUACAAUCAAAUGUGAAGACCCAAAUGCAAAUUUAUAUUCAUUUGUUGGGACCCUGGAGUUUGAAGAGCAACAAUAUCCCCUCUCUCCUCAGCAGCUUCUUUUGAGAGACUCUAAACUCCGUAACACGGAUUACAUAUUUGGAGCUGUCAUCUUCACUGGUCACGAUACAAAGGUUGUUCAAAAUUCUACUAAUCCCCCCUCAAAGAGAAGCAAAGUUGAGAAGAAGAUGGAUAGAAUUAUCUACUUCUUGUUUUGCAUCUUAUUUCUGAUGGCAUUUGUUGGAUCUAUUUUCUUCGGUGUUGCGACUAAAGAUGAUUUGGAUGACGGGGUGAUGAAAAGAUGGUAUUUAAGACCGGAUGAUUCGACAAUUUUCUUUGAUCCUAAAAGAGCAGUUGCUGCUUCUGUAUAUCAUUUUCUUACAGCCUUAAUGUUAUAUGGCUUCUUCAUUCCCAUCUCAUUGUAUGUUUCAGUAGAAAUUGUCAAAGUUCUUCAAAGUAUCUUCAUCAACCAAGAUAUCCAUAUGUACUAUGAAGAAGGAGACAAACCGGCCCAUGCCCUCACCUCAAACUUAAACGAGGAACUUGGCCAAGUUGACACAAUACUUUCUGAUAAAACUGGAACUCUGACAUGCAACUCAAUGGAGUUCAUCAAAUGUUCCAUUGCUGGAGUAGCUUAUGGCCGCGGUGUUACGGAGGUCGAGAGGGCCAUGAGUAGAAGAAUCGAUUCUCCUUUGAAUAUUGACAUCAGGGAAUCUCCUGAUAGAAGUGCACCCACCAUCAAAGGUUUUAACUUUGCAGAUGAAAGGAUCAUGAAUGGAAACUGGGUUAGUGAGCCUUAUGCAGAUGUUAUCCAGAAUUUUUUUCGCUUAUUGGCAAUCUGUCAUACAGCCAUACCAGAUGUGGAUGAAGAAGACACGGGAAAUGUCACAUAUGAGGCUGAAUCUCCAGAUGAAGCAGCAUUUGUGAUUGCAGCAAGAGAAAUUGGUUUUGAAUUCUAUAAAAGAACUCAAACUAGUUUAUCAAUGUACGAAUUGGAUCCAGUUUCUGGUGAAAAAGUUGAAAGGACUUACAAACUUCUCCAUGUACUAGAAUUCAAUAGCUCGAGGAAGCGAAUGUCAGUGAUAGUGAAGGAUGAAGAAGGGAGAAUUAUGCUUCUCUGUAAAGGUGCUGACAGUGUCAUGUUUGAAAGGCUUGCCAAGGAUGGGAGGGAGUUUGAAGAGAAAACCACGGAACAUGUAAAUGAAUAUGCUGAUGCAGGUUUAAGAACCCUGAUACUGGCGUAUCGUGAACUUGAUGAAGAACUAUACAAUGAGUUUGAUAGUAAGUUUUCUCAAGCCAAAAAUUCAGUUACAGAAGAUCGGGAAACACUGAUUGAGGAAGCAUCAGAUAAGAUUGAGAGGAAUCUAAUCCUUCUCGGUGCUACUGCUGUAGAGGACAAGCUUCAAAAUGGGGUUCCUGAGUGCAUUGACAAGCUUGCACAAGCUGGAAUUAAGAUCUGGGUUUUGACUGGGGAUAAAAUGGAGACUGCCAUCAAUGUUGGGUUUGCUUGUAGUUUGCUUAGACAAGGAAUGAAACAGCUUAUAAUUCAAUUGGAGACUCCAGAAAUUCUAGCUUUAGAGAAGGCUGGAGACAAGUCGGCGAUUGCCAAGGCUUCCAAGGAAAAUAUCCGCCAACAGAUAUCUGAAGCUAUUCAACAGCUUGCUGCCUCCAGAGGAACCUCUCAAAGAGCAUUUGCUUUAAUUAUUGAUGGAAAAUCACUUGCUUAUGCUCUACAUGAUAGUAUAAAGGACAUGUUUCUAGAGCUCGCGAUUAAGUGCGCAUCUGUUAUCUGCUGCCGCUCGUCUCCGAAGCAAAAAGCACUGGUCACUAGACUGGUUAAAUCUGGAACUGGCAAAACGACAUUAGCUAUUGGUGAUGGAGCUAAUGAUGUUGGAAUGCUUCAAGAAGCAGAUAUAGGGGUUGGAAUCAGUGGUGUUGAAGGAAUGCAGGCCGUUAUGUCUAGUGAUAUUGCAAUUGCACAGUUUCGUUAUUUGGAAAGGUUACUUCUUGUACACGGACAUUGGUGUUACCGGAGGAUCUCAUCAAUGAUAUGCUAUUUUUUCUACAAGAAUAUCACAUUUGGCUUUACCCUAUUCUUGUAUGAGGUGUAUGCAUCAUUUUCUGGACAGCCUGCAUACAAUGACUGGUUUCUGUCUCUGUAUAAUGUCUUCUUUUCAUCACUUCCCGUGAUUGCCCUUGGCGUCUUUGACCAGGAUGUAUCAGCUCGGUACUGCCAGAAAUUUCCUUUGUUAUAUCAAGAAGGUGUGCAAAAUGUCCUCUUUAGCUGGCGUCGAAUACUUGGCUGGAUGCUCAAUGGAUUCAUCAGUGCCAUAAUAAUUUUCUUCUUCUGCACAAAGGCAAUGGAGAUUCAGGCCUUUGACGAGGAGGGGAGAACCGCUGGGAGGGACAUAUUGGGAGCGACGAUGUACACAUGCGUGGUUUGGGUUGUGAACUUGCAGAUGGCACUUUACAUCAGUUACUUCACCUUGAUUCAACAUAUUUUCAUCUGGGGAUCCAUUGCGAUCUGGUAUCUCUUCCUCCUCGCGUACGGAUCAUUGCCUCCGAGCCUCUCCACAAAUGCUUACAAAGUCUUCACUGAAACCCUUGCUCCAUCUCCUUCCUUCUGGAUUGUGACAUUGUUUGUGGUGGUCUCAACUCUCAUACCGUACUUCUCUUACUCAGCACUGCAGAUGCGGUUCUUUCCUUUGUUUCACGAAAUGGUGCAGUGGAUUAGGUAUGAAGGGAAGGCGAAUGAUCCCGAGUUUUGUGCUAUGAUGCGGCAGGGGUCGUUGAGGCCAACAACGGUUGGUUCGACAGCUCGCUUAGCAGCUAAGGAUGAUGAUAACUUUACUAGAGAGAACGGCACUAACCAUAGAUGAUGCAUUUUGUGUAUAGCAGCCUGAAAAAUGUAUUAUUGUGGCUCCUCUUCAACCGUAUUUUGGCUGGGAAGUUGGAUGGAAAAAUAAACUGUAUACCUGUUUUUUUGUUUGCUAUUGAGGCUGUACAGCGGUUAAUUUGUAAUUUUCUUUUUGUAUCAUAGAAUGUAGCAGUUACUGUGUAUAGGUAGAAUUCUUUGUAGGAUUGCAUAGCGCUUCUGAUAUAGAAAUCUUAUCUUAAGAGUUCCCUUUUCGUGUCAAGUUAUUCUUUUGUUGCUACAUGCAAUUGAUCAUCUUAUAAAUCCCUGCAUCACUCUUUUAUGAUUUA